Cylicostephanus goldi is the source of this 795-nucleotide messenger RNA. The record is from the annotation of a GenBank genome assembly. NCBI's taxonomy places the organism in Eukaryota, Metazoa, Nematoda, Chromadorea, Rhabditida, Strongylidae.
UACCAUGUCAGGUCAGUCCUUCUUACCGGACUCUUUUUCCCCCUUAAGUGCAGCAACUUAAUUUCGCUGUGUAAUCAAAUUCAGGCCUUUGUAUCAAUUGGUGAUGGGGAGUACCGGAAACCUUGUACGGGUAUGUGGAAAGAACUUUUGGAGGCUAACGGUGAAGUGGACGUGGACGUUAGCAAGUCGCUAUACGUUGGAGAUGCAGCAGGACGACAUAAAACUAAGACCCGUCCAAAGAAAGAUCAUUCUUGUGCUGACCGCUUCUUUGCGAUGAACGUGGGAGUCAAAUUCUACACUCCCGAGGAAUUCUUCCUCAAUCAGAAAACAUCCGAGCCUUGGGGUCCUCCAGCGUUUGAUCCUGUUGCUUAUUUGGAUGCAAAGAAACCUUUGUUGGAGCCCAAAGACGCUCCGCUACCCUCCUCUGAAAAAGAGGUUAUAGUAAUUGUUGGCUUCCCUGGAUCUGGCAAAUCAACGUUUGCUCGCAUGCUUGAAAAGGAACACGGUUACAUGAUAGUCAAUCGAGACACCUUAGGCACCUGGCAAAAAUGCUGUGAAAGAGCUCGAGUGUAUUUGAGAGAUGGAAAGAGCGUAGUUGUGGACAAUACGAAUCCAGACAAAGAAUCUAGGAGUCGUUAUAUUGCCUUGGCUAAAGAAAUGAAAGUCCCUUGCCGUUGCUUCGAACUUACUUGCGAUCUCAAUCACGCGAAUCACAACGUCAAGUUUCGGUUAUUGACAGAAGAUGACCACAACGAGGUUACGAUUAUGGUGCUACGGACUUACGCCAAAAGAUAC